Messenger RNA from Labrus mixtus (cuckoo wrasse), 2551 nucleotides. RefSeq names its product tubulin folding cofactor B (gene tbcb). Bases 183 to 920 code for a protein of 245 amino acids. Gene Ontology annotation, biological process: tubulin complex assembly; post-chaperonin tubulin folding pathway; cytoplasmic microtubule organization. Lineage: Eukaryota; Metazoa; Chordata; Actinopteri; Labriformes; Labridae. The record is from RefSeq and is a predicted model, not a curated record. Gene Ontology annotation, cellular component: nucleus; cytoplasm; microtubule plus-end. The transcript has 7 exons. Gene Ontology annotation, molecular function: microtubule plus-end binding; alpha-tubulin binding.
GUCACGUGAUUUUUUUGGCGUGGCUUAGCAACACACGAAGCGGAGCAUCGAAACAUAUUGUUGUGAGAAACUUGCACAUCAAAAGUUGGAUUUAACGUAUCGGGCGGGCUUCUUCGGGCGAGAUAUCACUAUUAAUUUAGACAGAUCGUCUUUUCAUAAACUGUGUUCAUACCAACCGCACCAUGGACAGCGACGUGACUGUGAUUACCUGUCCGUAUGUGGAUGUGCGCCUAACAAGCACCAUCUCCUCGUUUGAGGUGAAGCGCAGGUUCAAUAGAGGGAUAACUAUAGCAGCACUAAAGGGGAAGUUGGAGAUGGUUGUUGGCGCGUCUGUCUCCAGCAUGGACCUGGAGUUGUAUGGUGUCUCUGACAAGUUCCUGCAGAAAAUGGAUGACAAUGAAGCUUUGCUCGGUUCCUAUCCUGUCGAUGAUGAGUGCAGAAUACACGUUAUUGAUAGAAGUGGAGGUCAGUUGGAGUUCACAGAUGUUUCCAAAGUGGAGAAGUUUGAACUUUCAGAUGAAGCCUAUAAGAAAAGAACAGAUUCUGCAAGGUCAUUCAUGAAGAAUCUUCGUGUCGGUCAGUACAAUGAGGAGGAAAUGGCCAGGAAGAAAGCAGAGCUUGCUGCUCAGCGAGAGGAAGAGAAGGUUGCUGCAAAUUCCAUUUCUGUUGGCAACCGGUGUAAAGUGCAGGUCAUUGGACAACCCACCAAGCUUGGCACGGUCAUGUAUGUUGGUACAACUGAUUUCAAGCCAAGCUACUGGGUGGGUGUGAAGUACGACGAGCCCUUGGGGAAGCACAAUGGAACUGUGGAAGGGAAGCAAUACUUUGAAUGUGAGGACAAAUAUGGUGGAUUUGUGAAGCCCCAGAAUGUGACUGUGGGAGACUUCCCUGAGGAGGAUUAUGGUUUAGAUGAAAUGUAGUCCUGCAAUGUAACAAAGGUUUUUGAGUAUUUUUGUUGUGUUUUUUUUUUUUUCUCCCCUGACCGUCAUGAUUCAGAGAGUGGUUUCUUAAGGUCUCUUAGGUUCAACCUCUCUAAGAUGCCAGUGCAUCCUGAUAGAGAUGAGUGCCAGGUCUCUUGUGGUGGUCAAUGGGAUAAUCAUACAGGAUAAUUACAAGUGUAGCUUGAACCAAUGAGAGAGGGUUUUUGUUGCAUGGUAUGCAGCAUGCUGAAGGUGAACAUACACUUCUUCACUUCAAGCACUACUGUUCAACCCAAUGAUUUGCUUUCUCGGUACUUGUUGCUCCUGAGAGGGAAGUUGAUCUAAUGAACAAGUCUUAACUGACAGUCUAAAGAAUACUUCACAUUUUCUCAUUUAGUUUAUAUCAAUCUGCACCAAGCUGAUUGCACAGACUUGCUAAUAGUCGACUGUAGGAGUAGAACGUACAUUUCUGUUAGAGUGUUUGACUCUUAAACAAAAAGAGGCACUGGUCCUUGGUUUCCUGACUAAUAUGUUGUCCUAAAAAGAUGUGAUUUAAACUGAGAAAAAUAUUUUCCAGUUCAUUCAAUAAAAGAUUAACUGAAGCCACUGUGUUUCAGUCCCGUUUGACAAACAAGAAAUUCAAAGUCAAAGAGGAAAGAAGAACAAAUCCCAAACCAGAGCUGCCUCACCGUAGCUGUUCACCCCAUUACCAUCACCUUUUUAUAUUAAAAACUGUUGACCUGUUUGCUCUCCUUGCAGUUAUUGCUGUCUACACAUGUGUACAAUACCUGGUAUAGGAAUGUUGGAGAUAUCUCUUUCCCCAAAAAACUACAUUUCUAAAAUGUCAGUUUGUAUUUGUAUGUAAUAUAUCAUCAAACAGUCCCAUGUUUAGGUUUCCAAGUGGGUAUGCAGUAAAAUGCUGUUUUUUUUUCCAGCAAAAUAAGUUUAAAAUAAAAGUUCUGUUAAUAUUGAACCACUGUAAUAACAUUUUCUCCCAGUUUAAAAUUUGAAACAAGUCUGUAUGUUGACUUUAUAAAAUGUGUUUAUCAAAUAAUUUGUAUGUACAGUAAGUACUCAAACUAAGUUUAAUUGUAUACUAUUGGAGGACAACAUGAAACAUUAAUUUUAAAUUGUACUAAAAAAUGGUAACACCCUUCACUUCCAGUGGCAUUUCAUUCCUGCAGCAGGCUCGUGUAAACAAGACAUUACAUUUUCUGUCAUCCUAACCCUAAAUGAUUUUUGAUCAGGUGUUUGGGUGGUUGUUAAACAUUGACUUCAUGUGUUGACUGCUCAUAUACCUAAAAAAAACAAUGUAUCAUUUGUGUUUAAUCUCUUGAUUCUUCACAACACUGGACAGCUACAGCAUCGCUCUCCUGUGAACCACAACUCAUUCCUCAGCUUUUGAAUUUACAAGUGAAUACUAUGCCUUAUUUAUCCUGUGAUUUAUGUUACCAAUUCAAAACUGUUUUGAUCCACUGAAGUUUACAAAAGAAAUGUAUACAAAUCAUUUUUGGUGUUUUUAUUUCAAUUAUAUGUCACUACCAACAUACACAAUUAAGACUGUUCAUCUCUUCUCCCGUUUUAAAAAUGGUCAAUCUUCAAGGUUCUGUUAAACUGUGCCAAAGUAUAAU